UUAAGAUUUCAGCAUAUGUGUGAAUUUUCAUUUCAGGAAAAAAUUGAAGCUAUUAAUCAAGCCAUAGCCAAUGAAUAUGAGGUUCGAAGAAAAUUGUUAGUGAAACGUCUGGAUGUAACUGUGCAGUCAUUUGGCUGGUCAGAUCGAGCAAAGAGCCAAACGGAAAAAUUGGCUAAAGUCUAUCAGCCAAAACGUGCCAUCUUAUCUCCUAAAUGUGCUAUAUCUGUUGCACACCUCUUGGCAGCUCGGCAAGAUUUAUCAAAGAUAAUGAGGACUAGCAGUGGUUCUAUCAGAGAAAAGACUGCAUGUGCCAUUAAUAAGGUACUUAUGGGCCGAGUGCCUGACAGAGGUGGGAGACCGAAUGAAAUUGAGCCACCUCCUCCUGAGAUGCCACCAUGGCAGAAAAGGCAAGAUGGCCCUCAACAGCAAAGUGGUGGAGGCAGAGGUGGAAGAGGUGGCUAUGAAUCAUCAUAUGGAGGACGUGGAGGCUAUGAACAAGGGAGUCAUGACCGAGGAGGCCGAGGAGGAUAUGACCAAGGAAGUUAUGAAAGAGGAAGUCGAGGGGGGUAUGACUCAUCAUAUGGAAGUCGAGGAAGUCAUGAACACGGGGGUCAUGAACGAGGAGGGCGUGGACGUGGUGGCUAUGACCAUGGUGGCAGAGGGGGAGGAAGAGGAGGCAAACCUCAAGGUGGCUGGACCGAUGGUGGAGGAAGUGGCUAUCAAGAUGUCUAUAGGGAUAGUAAUUACAGAGAUUCAGGAUUUCAAACUGGUGGUUACCAUGGCGGUGGCAGUGGAGGUGGCUACCAAGGAGGUGGUUAUGGUGGUUACCAAUCAUCAUAUUCAGGAAGUGGAUAUCAAGGUGGGAGUGGCACCUAUCAACAAGACAACAGAUACCAAGACGGGCACUCCAGUGAUCGAGGUGGAGGUCGUGGAGGAGGGCGAGGUGGCCGUGGAGGCCGUGGCAGCCGUGGUGGGCAAGGAGGUGGCUGGGGAGGAAGAGGUGCACAGAAUGUUAAUCAGGGGGGGCAAUUUGAGCAGCAUUUCCAGCAAGGGGGAUACCAGUACAAUCAAUCUGGAUUUGGACAAGGAAGACACUUCACAAGUUGAGGCUACAAAAAUUUCUCAAUUGGCAGAGCUCAUGUAAUAGUAGUCUGCUUAUUUUUUCUUUUUGAAUUAGUAUCAGUCAACAUGUCAGGGUGACCUUUUCAAACUCUGCUUUUGAGCAUAUGUGAAAAUAUGGAUAAAUACACUGCCCAAAUCUAAAUGCAGUUUUCUUCUCCAGGACACAGAACUUUAAUACAGCAGUUGAGAUUCUAUAUCUUAAAGGAAACUAGAGAUUCAGAAUGCAUGUGUGUUCAUACAUGUAAUAUGAAAACCAAUAUGGCUGUAUUUGUACAUGGGCUUGUUUUUCCCAUGUAAAACCUUCUCCCAUUUAUAUGCCAUAUUGGAUUGCCGACUUCAGAUCUAUACUUAACGCUGCGCAUAUGUGUAGUUAGCUGUGCAUAAGUCCAAUUAAGUCAGAUGAAUUUAUGCAUUUUAACUAUGCAAAGAAUUGCAGCCUAUUUUGCUAGGUCUAUUAUAUGAGCUCUACUGCUGGUAACUGGUUCAAGUAGCCUAAUUGCUCUGACUGAAAACACAUGUCAAAUCAAAUGUCCCAACACUCUCAUACCAUGCAAAAUCAUAUUUAGUCAAGCUAAGUUGUAAAGAGAGACUAGAAGUAGCCCCAUGCUUCCCCAUAAUCCCAACUUGCUCUCAUCCACCACAAAAGAGUGGACCCCCUGACCAACCUAACUUUUACUUGAAACUAGCUAGCAGUAAUGGCAAUCUGAAACCAGUUUUAUGCACGAAUUAAAACCACUCAUCCUGAAAUGCAGAAUGGUUUCAUUUUGUUAUUUAACUCAAGAUGAAAUGCCCUUCAGCUCAGUUUGUUACAUUUUUCUUCACUAAAAGUUGCAUUAGUGCGCCUCGCCUUUUUUUUUUUUUUUUGGUUUAUUUGCAUAUAGAAAUAUUGUCAAGCUGUGAAAGAAAAUGGCUGAAGGUGUGCUAUUGUAAAAGGUGAGCAAUAAAAAGUAUCUGUUCUCCCUUUGGUUUAUUGGUCUUUAACAUUACAAAUAUAGAUUGUUUCAGUUUCUUCACCAUGAGGUUGAAGAAGCAUCUUACAAUUGCAAGUAAGCUUUUAAGACUAAGAAAGAAUUGGACUGGGGAACAGAGCUCUCCCAUCUGCAGUAAACAGAACAGGAGGUGGGAAGAAAAUGUAGCUAUCUCAAGGAGAAGCAUUCUCAGCUAGCAGGAACUGAUUUUGCUUUACCAUUGACACUAAAUUACUUCUUCUGGCAGGAGUAAAUUUAGAAAGUUGUGAGAACAGGGGAAUGGCAGAAGAAACUCAUUUAACCCACUCUUAAAUAUACUAGGUCACUUUACAGAGGCACCAACUAAUUUUUAAUCCAGGUUUGUAUUGCAUUCUUUGAUUCAUCAAGCCCAAUGUUCAUUCCACUUCAUAGUUAUCAAGUAUGCAUACCUUGAAGUCAAUAUGCUAAAACUGUGUUGAGAAUUCUGACCACUGGAUUCUGAAAAUGAGAUAUUUAUAGCUCAGCAAAAAUAGUUCCUAAAAGCUCUCAUAUUUGCAGCACAAAAUCUCCACUAGGUGUUGCUCCUGAUUCACAACUAAAAAAUAACAAAUUCUUGUUCAUCACUGGAUUAGUGUUCCAUAUCAUGUAGAAAAUGCUGCAUCUCUCUAAAUUUUUGUGGCAACAUUUUUUUUUAAAAAGAGGCUUCUGUGCAAGUAAAAGUGCUAAUGGUGUAAGUCACAUUUUAAGUAGUUUGGUAUCUUGGAAAUCUUUGCUGGAUUUGCUGAGAAUUGCCACCACUUAAAAUGGGCAAGGAGACUGUUUUUAGAGAUCUAUGAACAUGUUAGGUGACUCACAGAAAUACAAGAAAUUGUAACAGUGAAUUAACAGCUUGUAUAUUGUAUUGUGCAUAUUGACCAAUAUGUCAACAUAUGAAAAAGUUACAGACCGGCUAGCACAAGCGGGCAAUGCCUGUGUAAGAGAUUUCAGUCUACAGGCAACUAUGGUGGCAUGAAAUCUUUACAGGGGAAGAAGUAAUAUAAACAUGGUUCUUGGCCAUAGAGCUCAGUUGACCUUUAAGCAUUUUUUUUCUCCUUUCUUUUGUAAGCAGGCCCAAAAAGAAACGUGUUGAACUUGACUCCCAUUGACUGUACUCAUGCAGUUUUCUUGGUAGCAUCAUGGAAAAGCUCUCUUUCAGGGCUUUCUUUGACUUACUGAUUUAGCCAACAGAAAACCCAGUAUUUUAGGUCCAACACAAUUUGUUAAAAUUCUCAAAGAUCUUAUUGAUACAGUAAUUGAUGAACUUCUUGGCACAAGGGUAGUUAAAUUUAUCAAUUGCUAUUUAUAUAUUUUUGCAUCCUAGGGAAUUUCCAAAGAUUGUUCUGCAACCUGUAGACUAAACAUUUAUUUAUGGAAAGUGAAUGUUAACUGGUACUUGACUAGUAGUAGGAAAAUGUAAAUAUAAAAAAAGUUACUCCUUAAGAAGAAUCAAUCAUUUUAUGUGCUUCUGUUUCUAACCUUCUCUCAUGUGAAUUAUGUAGUAAUACAUACAGGCCCUCUAACUUUUAUCUGAAUCUAAAAUAGGUCACUAAAUUGUGAGAAAAGGUACUAUUCUGUCUGCAAUAAACAUGUCAUUUUUUUCAGAGAUAGUGUACUUUCCAAGAAAAAAAAAA
Molecule: messenger RNA, 3739 nt
Organism: Python bivittatus (Burmese python)
Lineage: Eukaryota; Metazoa; Chordata; Lepidosauria; Squamata; Pythonidae
Source: RefSeq, a predicted model, not a curated record